GGUCCCAUGAAUCGGGGAUGGCGCUGUGUUCAGUGUUAGUGAGUUUGGAGCCAAAGUUUCGCAGCGCAGGCAAGAAAGUUUUGCUGGAUACGAGCAGAGAUCUUAACUUCUGUCAUGUGGACCUCCAGGACAAACAUGUGGACCACAGACCCAAGAUAACAAGGAGUUGCGUGGCUGUUUUGAAGGAUAUUUUCCUUGUUGUUGAGAUGGAAAGAACGCUUAACGGGACUGCUGGCUUCGCUGCGCACCGCUUGUUCCAAUGGACUGCCGUGGCUCUUAUCACUUUGUAAGUUGGACAGAAACUCAUUGCACGCCCGCAGACACGUUUGCAACACGAGUAUGACUUAACUUGUUAACGCUUUGCUAUGUAGCCUAGCCUCGGGUGUUUAAAAAACAAUGAACUCUCCCAGUAACCAGGAGCUGGCACUCUUAUCUCGAAAACACCGGCUCAUGGCUGCAGCGAUGCCCGCUGAGGACGGCGCGUUGCCCCGCAGCGCCUCCAGGGCUGAUCGGAACGGAUUCGGGGGUCUUGUUCACUGUUUUAUCUGCGGGAGCGGCGUCACGCCCGGGAAAGAACUACGGCUGCAAGUGACAUAUCAGAAAGAGAGGUUGCCCUUUUUCCCGUUUCUCCAAAAUCAGGAGCCAGCUCCGGGUGCGUGCGAGCUGAGCGCGGAUGGCUGCGCGCUGGUGUGCGCGGUGUGCCACUGCUUCCUGGCUGAGCAGUGGAACUCCUUCGAGCGGAGCAGGACGCCCAUCGAGAAGCGCAUGUACUGGCUGAAACGACCCUACCAGUGCGACUCCAGGCGGGUCCCUCAGGAGUGGAACAUCUCCUACGACCUGGAAAGGAGAAUCAGCCAUAACUACGACGGGGGCGCAGAGUCUGAUUUCUCAUCUUUUUCUGAAAACGAGAACAUUUCAGAUCAAGAGAUGGAUCUGGUUGACAGGGUGGGCAGGGAAAAAUGUCUGAGAGCGCCUGCUAAAGCCCUGAAAGACAGUAGCAGGAAAAACAAUGUGAUCAGUAUCAAAAACAGCCCGGAUUCACAGCAUUCAGUGCGCUGUGCGGCGGGCGUUUAUGACGCGCAUGAAUCAUCUAAAGCUGAUGGUGUGCAGGCGGCACGGCGCGGGGCUAAAAUGAUGAAUAAUGUCUGUCAGUCAGCAGAGUCCCAGGAGAGGCUCCCUCCGCGGUGUUAUGGCAAUCCUCUAACUGACACACCUGUGCAGGACAACGGCGUGAUUAUGCGCAACAGGCGCUCGCUGAAGGAGGAGAAUAUGAAACAUGUGGAGCAGCGUCAGACCCAGCGUGUCACCGACAGCAGCUGCGCUCCAUUCAGACAUCCAACUCUGCUGCUACGAGGGAGAGCCGAAAACAACUCCCACCCUGCGCUGUCUCCUGUCCUCUCUAAAUGCACCGUAGGGAGGGAGAACAGCUCCGAAAACUCAGAGGGAGACGAGAUAAACAUUACAAGUGAUGAUGAGCGGGACAUCUGUGGUCCAAAGGCUGGACCAGCAGCUCUGCAAAGAGCUGUCACUGAUCUGUCUUCAAAGAGGAGCUCCCAUCAUGCUGCAAACUCCUGCCCAGAGGAGCCAGUGUGUUAUAUAUGUGGUGCCGGGCUCAGACAAGGUGCCAGUUUCAAAAUUAGUGUUCAAAAACAGGAGUCAGCCCGAGGAGAGCCGUUCUUUCCCUUCCUUUGGCUUCACUCAGCUCCCCUGGGUGCCGUGCCCAUCAGCACCUCAGGUACAACUAUUGUUUGUGGCAGCUGCCACACCUCCCUCAUGCAGCAGUGGGAAAGCUUUCAGCUGGCUGAUGUGCCUGUUCUCCAACGCCUAUACGUAGUCCCCCUGAAUCAAAAGUCCAGCACCCUUCAUCCAUCCCAACAUAAAGCACUAGACAGAAAAACUCCAGGUUCCCUUGAGGUCACACUUGAACCUAGGUCGUCUCAUGAAGCCUGCUUCCUUUGUGGCCAGGAGGGUAGAGGAGAUUUGAGAGUAGUAUAUGCACAAACUGGUGUAGGAAAAUCCCGAGCCGUGAUGUACUUUCCCUUUAUCAACUUAUUGCCUUGCCCACCUAAUGCUCAAGUGAUGAGGAACGGUUGUGUCCACUGCUGCGCACAAUGUCACUCUAUUCUGCUGGAUAUCUGGAACGCAUAUCGACUAAGCCUCAGCGAAGACCUCAUCACAUCUGUUAGCUCAUUUCUUGUUCGGUACCAUUCCUCCUUGUCUUCUGAUUUGCCCGGACCAGCCCCCUCUCAGGUUGAGGGGGGCUCUCACCAUGGCAGCUCCUUGUCAGCGUGUUACCUGUGUGGAGCGGAACUGAGUGCAGGUGCAGAAUACCAGCUGCAUGUCAACCCACCCAGCCGUUUUGGGGAGAGGGAGCCUUUCUUCCCUUUUCUAACAGUUUACCCACCUGCACCAGGUGCUAAACCAGUGGAUGCCACAGGCCUUGUGUCGGCCUGUAAACUUUGCUUCCAUGACCUGCACUCUCAGUGGGCACAACAUGAGAGCAAGGCCUUGGAGUCCUCCAGCCCAGCUGCUUCUUUGUUACCUGGCACUAACCCUCAGUCAACGAGCUCCCAGUGGGCCCGUCAGUACAGCUGUGAGGCCUUUGUGUGCUUCUUCUGCAGGCAGGAGCAGCGCAGGCAAGGCAGGCUGUGCGCCGUCAAUGUGGCCAGGCUACCUGUGUUUUUGUAUGCACCUCGCAGCCCUCGCACACUCCUGGUGGAUGAUGGAAGGAGGCUGGUGAUAGGCUCGUGCGUAGAUUGCAAAGCAGUGGUGCAAGUGGGACAGAGUAUGCAACAGGAUGUAGCCAUGCCAGCACGUGGAGCCUCAGCUGGAGAAAGAACGGAUAAUGAAUUAGGUUCCCCAAAGCCUAGAAACAAGGCCAGUACUUUGAUGGAUAGCACUAGAGCCACUAAAGAAGCGGACUCAGGGUCUUCACAACCUGCAGGGGACCACCCUCCUUCAUGCCCUGUGACCUCAGAGCCGAGGAGAGGAGAGGGACAACUUUGCAGCAUGAGCCAUGAGCCAAAGUCACCAUCAUUAGGAAUGAUCUCAACGGCGACCCGUACAACGGCGACGGUCAGCCCCCUCACCCCGUCGCCUCUGAACGGCUCCAUCGUAGCAAAUGGAAGCCCAGCUGCCCAGUCAGCCCACUCCGGAUUCGCCGCAGCCCUUCGUAAACUGGCAAAACAGGCCGAAGAACCUAGAGCUGCGUCGUCCAUCAGCAGCGAAUCGUCUCCAGUCUCAUCUCCUGCCACCAACCACAGCUCUCCAGUCAGUACACCCAAGAGGGGUCCUCUUGGUCCAGGACCUGUGCUGGUUCCCCCAGUGGGUCACAGUGUGCCAAACACUCCACCUGUCGUAACCAUAGCUCCGACAAAGACCAGCAACGGCCUGUGGAGGAACGAGGGACGGCAGGCUGACUCGGGGCCCCGUGGGGCCAGCAGGGAACGUUUGGGUGCAGAGGGGACCUUCUCCCAGGAGAAAGGUGGCCCCUCAGUCCCUGCUCACCUCCUGGGAAACCCCUAUGCCUUUGGUCUCACCCCUGGUGCUGUCAUGCAGGAUUCACGGUUUCCCCCCCUUAACCUGCCCAGACAGUUGCCUAAUGCGGUGCCUCCUGGUGCUGUACCAGAGGAGUACAUCCGGAGUUUUCGGCCCUAUGCCACUGCAGAGGAUCCACUCAGGAUGCAGUCUCUGCCUUUGGGCCUAGACCCUGCAGCAGCUGCUGCUGCAGCGGCGUACUACCACCCCAGCUACCUUCCCCACCCGUCCUUCACACCGUACAGGAUGGAUGACCCGUUCUGCCUCUCUGCUUUAAGGUCACCUUUCUAUCCACUGCCAGCAGGGGGAGCCUUACCCCCCAUUCAUCCUUCUGCUGUUCACAUGCACCUACCAGGCGUCCGCUACCCUGGAGAUUUUGCACACCCGUCAUUGUCAGCUCUGCAGUCUGAGAGACUCCAGCUAGAAGAUGAGCUGCGGCAGCGUGAGAGGGAACGUGAACGUGAACGAGAACGAGAGCGGGAAAAAGAGAGGGAGCGUGAGGCAGAGAGGGAGAAGGAACGCGAGAGGGAACGGGAGCGUGAGCGUGAACGAGAAAAAGAGCUGGAGAGGGAGAGGGAACGGGAGCGCGAGAGAGAGCGGGAGAAGGAGAAGGAAAGGGAGAAGGAGCUGGAGAGGCAGAGGGAGAGAGCUCUGAGGGAGAAGGAGCUGCAGGCAUCCAAGGCCAUGGAUAACCUCUACAUGGCUGAGCUCCACACAAUGAGAGGACAGGAGGAACGAAGCAAGCCUGAGAGGCUAACCCCUAAUCGGGCUGAAAAAACCAAAGAGCCUGCUCUUCCCGCUCCCAAGCCAGUCCCACCUGGAAUCCACCCUUCAAUGGUCCAACCUCAUCAUCACGUCUCUGGGCUGAUCUCUAACCACGGCCUCUACAUGGGCUCCAGCGCUGUGGGCGCAGGACUCCCCUCCUCCUUGAUCACGCAGAGAGCAAACGAAGAGGAGAGGUGGUUGGCACGGCAACGCAGGCUCAGGCAGGAAAAAGAGGAUCGUCAGUCCCAGGUGUCUGAAUUUCGCCAGCAGGUUCUGGAGCAGCAUCUGGACCUGAGCCGGACUCCUGACUUACCAGAUCACAGGACAGACGCGCACAGGUCCAUGCAAAACCACCAUGAACCAGGAAUCAGGGAGCAUCAUCCCCACCUGGGCGCCCCACCACCCCUCAUCUCGCCCAAACCUCCACAGCCCCAGCGUGAGCACCACCCUGCACCUCCAACAACCUUGUGGAACCCUGCCUCUCUCAUAGAAACUCCUUCAGAAUCCAGGCGUAACCACGAGCCUUCAGGGAUGGGCCACUAUGACAGAAGUCGAGUUCCCCCAGGGCCCUCCAAAUAUGAAGAUGGAGCUCGAAGGAGAGACAUGGGAGCGAUGGAGAAAUACCCCCCUCUCAGACCUCCUCUAGUCCUCCCAGAACACAGCACCUUCCUUGCUGAUCUAGAGAAAUCCACCCAGUCCUUCCUAAGCCAGCAGAGGGCAGCGAUGUCUCUACCUAGUCAGUAUGAAAUGGAGGGAAGCUUAAAGAUCAAUGCAGGACUAAAGAACCUUCAGGGACAUCCAGUGCACAGCAGACAUGGACAAGGUCCUGGAAUGAUAGCUGGACCUGGCAUUGGACCGCUGACUGCACAGGGUGCGGGUCCAGAGACGGUGCUGAUCUAUGAUGAGUUUCUCCAGCAGCACCGAAGGCCUGUCAGUAAGCUGGACCUGGAGGAGAAAAGGAGAAGGGAGGCCAGAGAGAAAGGUUACUACUAUGAGCUGGAUGACUCGUAUGAUGAGAGCGAUGAGGAGGAGGUCAGAGCCCAUCUCAGAAGAGUAGCAGAGCAGCCCCCACUGAAACUAGACGACUCUACAGAGAAAUUAGAGUUUCUGAGAAUGUUCAAUCUGACCACCAUGAGCCGGCGUGAUGAGCUUGUGCAGCAGAAGAGGAGGAAAAGGAGGAGAAUGCUUAGGGAGCGCAGCCCUUCACCUCCUGCAUCAAAGUCCAAACGCACCCCCCCACCACCUCCUGCUCCGCUCAGCACACGCUUCACUCCGGAGGAAAUGGACCAAGCACCAGAACUGGAGGACAAGAAGCAAUUUCUUACCAUGUUUAAACUCUCUCACGUCACCAUGCAGGACAGAAAAGACAAUGAAAGGGUGAUUGAACUGCUUCAAGCCAUAAAAGAAAAAAAUGUAACCUUGGAUACAAUCAGACAUGCACCUCAUCCGCUGUGCAAGAGUCCUCCAGCACACAUCUCUGAUAAAGCAACUACCCAACACUCCUCUGAAUCUGAAGACCACCAUAAUGUCAGGCAGCAUAGUCCUCCGUCACAUUGCCCAGCAUCCCCCUGUGCUCCUAAACCUCUUGGAGACAUCUUACGACCGAAGGCACCCCCCUCCCCGGCUGUCUACCCAGACAAGGCCCGGGGGUCCGGUGAGGGCCCCGUCUCAAAGAGGAACUCCAGCUUGCUCAACAGCUUGCGGCCGCCACUCCCCCUGCAGACUAAAGAGGGACCUCCUAGCGUCAACGGGCGCACAAAACCUUGGGACAGCUUCACCCCAGAGGAAUUCGCCCAGCAGUUCCAUGAAUCUGUGCUUCAGUCCACUCAGAAGGCUCUGCAGAAACACAAAGGCGGAGCAGCAGGCGUGUCAGAGUCAUCUCACCCUCAGGAGUCAUCGGUCCACUAUAACCUUCCCGAGCUUCAGAACGCCCCCAGCCGCCCACCUCUGCCACUCUCACAGGCGCACUCAAACAAUCCCCCGUUUCCCCUUCCCCACUCCCACCCUCAGCCCAAUGGACAGCACUUUCCAAUGCCCCUCCACAAGGAGGCAGCAGUGAUGAGGGAGGGCCUGUCUGGUUCAGAGGAUUUUGAAGAGGAGGAUGAUGAGGAGGAGGAAGAGGAGGCUCCUGUUCCCAAGUGGCAGGGAAUCGAAUCUAUAUUUGAAGCAUAUCAGGAAUAUGUUGAAGAGCAAACUUUGGAGAGACAAGUAUUACAGAACCAGUGUCGAAGACUAGAAGGGCAGAACUACCACCUCAGUCUGACAGCCGAGCAACUGUCUCACAGUAUGGGGGAGCUGAUGUCUCAGCGACAGAAGCUGGCAGUGGAGCGGGAGAAGCUACAAGCAGAGCUGGAGCACUUCAGGAAGUGUCUGAAACUGCCGCAGACACAUUGGCCUAGAGGCAGCCAUUACAAAGGAUACCCUCCUAGGUGACCCCCGACAUGCCCCCCCUGAAGACUCCCAGCCCCCCAGCUGCCUCCCGUCAGACAUAAGUUUAUUUUUCACAGCCUUGUCCUUGUGACUCCACAGAGGGAAUAUGGCUUACUGGAUAAGAUGAGUGAAUGAAAUGGCUUGGGUAAAUGAAUAAACGGGUGAAUGCACAAGAGACAGGACCAUUGAGUGAAGGA
This is a messenger RNA of Cyprinodon tularosa, 6929 nucleotides long. RefSeq names its product Gse1 coiled-coil protein (gene gse1). The coding region runs from base 397 to 6735 and encodes 2112 amino acids. NCBI's taxonomy places the organism in Eukaryota, Metazoa, Chordata, Actinopteri, Cyprinodontiformes, Cyprinodontidae. The record is from RefSeq and is a predicted model, not a curated record. The transcript has 17 exons.